Punica granatum (pomegranate) is the source of this 1490-nucleotide messenger RNA. The record is from RefSeq and is a predicted model, not a curated record. Lineage: Eukaryota; Viridiplantae; Streptophyta; Magnoliopsida; Myrtales; Lythraceae.
UAUUCAAGUCAGCAGAUUAAAAUUUCAUUAUCCCCCGAAACUGCACAGAAUCGACCUGUUUGUCGGGCAGAAAUCCAAUAUCUUGCAUGUAUGUGUGUGUGUGUGUGUGUGUGUGUGUGUAUGUUCACACACAUACAUAGAUUCACUCCCUCUCCAUCUCUUCGGUUCUCGUUCCAGAAUUUUGCACAGACAAGACUUACUGAGAAGUCUUCUCGGCUCGAUCUGAGCUACAGAUGGGGAACGCGAUAGCAUGCUUCGCCCCUAAGGAGAUCACGACCACAAGGAGAUCACAAGCCGACUACGGGAGCAGCUUGUUUUCUCGUUCUACAUCAAAGAAGGCCCGUAAGAGCUAUAAGGAGGAGCAGGACGCGGUGGUCCAUGAACAGGCACUUGCGGCGGUCUUGCUGUUAAAGCAGUACCACCAGAGGAAUAACGGUAGCUUGACGGAUCGUCUUCCCCUCAAUUGCUCCAAUUCGGUCGUGUAUCCUUCUCCUGCGAAGAGCGGUAUCCAUAAGCAGAGCUUGACUAGAAGCUCGACAGCUAGGCAGGCUUCGAGCUCCGAUAGUUCCGCCACCCUUAUCCCAAGAAAACCUGAUCAGCAGGCGAAACAGGCUGUGGAGAUUGAUGAGGUUGAGACCAGGCACUUUGUUCUGGUCCAUGGAGGCGGGUUCGGGGCGUGGUGCUGGUACAAGACCAUGACUCUCUUGAGCGAGGCCAUGUUUAGGGUUGAUGCCGUGGACUUAACCGGUUCCGGAGUCCAUCCCUCGGACCCAAACUCUGUGCAGACCAUGGAACAGUACGUAAAGCCGCUAGUCGACAUCCUCGACAAGCUCGGAGACAAGGAGAAGGUGAUCCUAGUGGGACAUGAUUUUGGGGGAGCUUGCGUCUCCUCCGUGAUGGAACUCUACCCAUCAAAGAUUGCGAAAGCCAUCUUUGUUGCAGCAUCAAUGCCGAAGAAUGGCCAGGGUGUUCUCGAUAUUUUUUCACAUCAGGAAGGCCCGAGCGAUCUAAUGAGACGGGCGCAGGUGUUCCUGUAUGGAAAUGGGAAGGGUCAGGCGCCGACUGCCAUUGAUCACGACAAAGCCCUGCUGAAAGACUUGCUGUUCAACCAAAGUCCUGCAAAGGAUUAUGCUUUGACGUCGGUGUCAAUGAGGCCGAUCCCUUUUGGACCAGUUCUUGAGAAACUCUCGCUCUCAGAAGCAAACUAUGGAUCUGUUCGCCGGUUCUACGUCGAGACUCAGGAGGAUUGCGCGAUCCCUGUGUCGUUUCAAGAGUACAUGACCGAGACGAAUCCACCAGAGAAGGUUUUCCGUCUCAAAGGCUCCGAUCAUUCUCCGUUCUUCUCGAAGCCUCAGGCUCUGCACAGAGUCCUAGUAGAGAUAUCGAAAAUCCCCCCGAAGCGGGAAUGAAAUGAAAUCCGCAUUGCGGCUUUGUUUUGAUGCAGUAAUCUUUACUCGAAAGCAAUAGAAAUUAAAACUCAGAUUGAUUCA